UGCAGAUCAGGAGGGGGUGGAGGGUAGGAGGAGGGUGCCCGAAGGCAGGGGUCGAAGAGGGGGGGUCUUGAGACGGGCCGCCUCCGCGCGCCCGGCCCCGAGGCCGACACGUUCGAGGAUUCCGGGAAUAUUUCUAAAAUCCCAUUGAACAAACGGCAGAUACACCAGUCCUCCUCUCGCACACUAAUUAAAAGGCUGAGCCGGUAGAGCGGCGACUGACUCCCAGCAGAAUGUACCUUACACCCGUCACCCGGCUGCGUCAUCUGUGACGAGUCAUUAUUUGAAUAUCUUGUCAAGAGUGUGUUAAGUUGAUUAAUCGUCUUGGAUCUUGGUCUCACCCAGUCUAACUGGACUGGUGCCUGGACGCGGGCUGGGAGUGAAUCUGUUGAGUGAGCUAUUGAGACUGACUUGGGCUGGGGGGUGAAGCAGUGAGUCUGCAGAUUAUCUCAGCAGAAAUAGUCUGCGAUGAGGGUGCUGAGCUGCAGCACACGUGGAGUCAGUUGGGAGGCAGGAACUCCCGAUUGGAUCCCAGCGUUGGUGUCCCAGCAUAAUAAAGAGGUGAAGUGUUGGCGUGCCUUGUGCAGUCACUUCACAGGAUGGAAGUUUACGGCAUUCGGAGUGUGAUGCUCUUUGCUUUGUACACCAGAAUCCUCACUGUCCUCUUGCAGGUUCUGUUUAAUUCCCUAAUUCCCGACCACACUGCCGAUGCCUUCAGUCCACCCCAGCUGCACAAUUCCACGUUGGGAGAUGUGAUAGUGCAAACCCUGCUUAGUGGUUUUUCCCGCUGGGAUGCACAGCACUUUCUAUUCAUCGCGGAGUUUGGCUAUGUCUUUGAGCACAACUUUGCCUUCCUGCCCUUGUUUCCGGGGUGCAUGCGGAUAGUGGCUGAAACUCUUGCCUCACCGUGCAAGGGGUGUCUGAGCCUCCACAACCGCCUGCUGCUGUCUGGGGUGCUGCUAAACACAGUUCUGUUCACAUUGGCAGCCGGAGCCUUGUACAAGCUGAGUUGUGUGGUGCUGAAGGAUCACAGCAUGGCCACCCUUGCCAGCUUGCUCUUUUGCCUCACUCCAGUUAGUGUCUUCAUGUCAGCUGCCUACUCGGAGAGCAUGUUCAUACUGCUGGCACUGGCAGGGAUGUGGCAGCUGGAGAUCGGAUGGUCAGUGCUGGGCUGUGUAUUCUUUGCCUUAGCCACAGCCACACGCUCCAAUGGGACGGUAAACGCUGGGUUCCUCAUCUACUUGGAGCUGAAGCGCAGUGUGAGGCACGUGAGGGCGGUGAUGAAGUCGGCAGUGAAUGGACCUCAGACAUGGUGUUGGCUCCGUGUAGCUGCUCAGUCAGUGCUGACGGUGGCCGGAGGCACGAUCGCAAUUGUGUUGCCCUUUGCACUCUUCCAGUAUUAUGGCUACCUGACCUUCUGCACACCGACUGUGACCUCAGGGCAGGAUGUCCCUCAGCCUCUCUUACAGCUCGCCAGGGAGAAGGGCUACAGGGUCCCCGAUAUAAACAUGGCGCUGCCGAGUUGGUGCUCUCACCGCUUCCCCCUGAUCUACUCCUACAUCCAGAAAGUGUACUGGAAUCUGGGCUUCCUGAAGUAUUACCAACUCCGACAGCUGCCCAACUUCCUGCUGGCACUGCCAGCUGCCUUCCUGGGUGGCUGGGCUGCCUGGCAAUAUGUGGCAGCUGAUUUCUGGUAUUGUGUGCGGCUGGGACUGGUCAGCAAGAGGAGAACGGAGGUGGGAGAGAAGAAGCCAGCAAACGGGUUUCACAGCCCAGAGGUGUUCAUCUAUCUCGUGCACAUGGCAGGACUGCUUGCGUUUGCCGUGUGUUUCAUGCACAUUCAGGUUUUGACCAGGUUCUUGGCCUCAUCAUCUCCUGUCCUGUAUUGGUUCUGUGCUCACCUGAUUCAGAAAGCGGAGGCUGAACAUGCCACGUGGAACAGUGUUGCUGCCCCCACUAACCCCGUGUUGCCCAAAAACAUCCUGACGGAACUGCUUCUGGACUGGAGACAACGAAGCCCAACUACUCGCUGGCUCCUGGCCUACUUUCUGUUGUACUGGCUCCUUGGUCUGUUACUGCAUUGCAACUUCCUCCCGUGGACAUGAGCCUCAGAAUGUUUCAGACAUUCAUUCGCUCAAUAUGUUCCAUUCAUCAUCAACAACAAUUUAACUUAUAUAGUUCCCUCCAUGCAGGAUAGC
This is a messenger RNA of Callorhinchus milii (elephant shark), 2195 nucleotides long. It is a transcript of the gene pigv, whose product is annotated as phosphatidylinositol glycan anchor biosynthesis, class V. Bases 597 to 2102 code for a protein of 501 amino acids. The record is from RefSeq and is a predicted model, not a curated record. Gene Ontology annotation, biological process: GPI anchor biosynthetic process. Gene Ontology annotation, molecular function: alpha-1,6-mannosyltransferase activity; GPI mannosyltransferase activity. The transcript is spliced from 4 exons. NCBI's taxonomy places the organism in Eukaryota, Metazoa, Chordata, Chondrichthyes, Chimaeriformes, Callorhinchidae. Gene Ontology annotation, cellular component: endoplasmic reticulum membrane; mannosyltransferase complex.